AGACGUUGCUGAAACUUUUUUAUUUUCUUUUGCCAACAUCUAUAAACUAUGGAUUAUAUACAUUAUCAACCUACUGCCGAUAAUUACACGUCUGAAGCCAAUGAAGAUGAUAUAAACUUGGAAACAACUGCCGUGGAGUAUGGCGCAGUGGAGAUGAUUCUAGAUUAUGAUGGAAUGCAGAAAGUCCAAGAGGUGCAAAUAGAAAAAGUCGUCAACGAUCUUGCUGAGGAUAUGGAGCUCGUUUCGAUCAAAACGACAAGAAAGAAUAAAAAUUAGGGACCAAGCAACGUAGAACGUCUCAUUCAUGUCAUGCAAGAAGAGGGUUUGUCUGUUCCCAAAACUGCUGAAGGCGCUGGUAUACCUCGAAGCACUGCUUACGAAUUGAUAAACGAGCUCAAUGCUGGUGACGGGACUGUUCUGUCCGGAAACAAUUCUAGAAAAACGAACGAUAAGGUGCUGGAGAAAGCAAGGAUCAAGCUUUGCGAGACAUUUCCAGACCUCACGAUUUCGAUUCCUGGGUUAUAUAAGCAUAUUCGCGAAAAAUGUGCUCUAUCGUUGAAGCAAGCAUCAAAAUAUACCGCAGAAAGAGAUUCCCCAAGAAAUCUGAAUAUUCACUUUGACAUUGUCACACAAUGGAAAGCAGCUACGGAUACUCUUACCCCACGUAUCACCGAGGCUAUCUCUAAAGUCACUCCAAAUGACUGCUAUCGUGCAGUAGUUGUAGGUGCUCUGUACCGAUCAUUGAAGAAUAGACAAAAGGGCAAAGAUCUUCUUGUGGUGAAUGUUGGCGAGCUUAGACCAUUUCAAUCAUCGCUUGCCAAAGUUGCAAGAUGGUGUAGAGUAAAGAUGUGA
Molecule: messenger RNA, 852 nt
Organism: Phycomyces blakesleeanus NRRL 1555(-)
Lineage: Eukaryota; Fungi; Mucoromycota; Mucoromycetes; Mucorales; Phycomycetaceae
Exons: 5
Coding region: 310-852 (180 amino acids)
Source: RefSeq, a predicted model, not a curated record